AUGGAGACCGCGACUGGAUUAUCGUUGUCGCCCGGACCCCUGUCCCCAGUUUCGGAUUAUGGGGGUGGACUGCCGGGACCGUCCCACCACCAGAGUCCGGUGCGUGGGUCCAGUCCCAGCCGCAGCAGUCCCGGCAGUCCCCGCCGAAGCAGUCCCAUUAGGGGGUCCAGUCCUGGGCCCGGCUUCUCGGGACAAGCAGCGUUCAACUACAACCAGCUGGAAGGAAGGUUUAAACAGCUGCAAGAUGAGCGAGAGGCCGUGCAGAAGAAGACUUUCACCAAGUGGGUGAACUCACACCUGUCCCGGGUCUCCUGCCGGAUCACAGACCUCUACAUGGACCUGAGGGACGGCCGCAUGCUCAUCAAGCUGCUGGAGGUGCUGAGCGGGGAGAGGCUGGUGAGUCCGAGUCUGAGUCUGAGGCAGGUCUAA
Molecule: messenger RNA, 429 nt
Organism: Knipowitschia caucasica
Lineage: Eukaryota; Metazoa; Chordata; Actinopteri; Gobiiformes; Gobiidae
Source: the annotation of a GenBank genome assembly